Zootermopsis nevadensis is the source of this 1817-nucleotide messenger RNA. The record is from RefSeq and is a predicted model, not a curated record. NCBI's taxonomy places the organism in Eukaryota, Metazoa, Arthropoda, Insecta, Blattodea, Termopsidae.
CAUAUCAGGGUUGACAAUAGUACAGUAGAAUCAUGUUAUAUUGAUUUUUAAAAAAUCGGUUAUUGGGUAGAAGCACGCGGAAACACCAACAUAUUUAUUGGUGCGUAGAAUGAUUCUUUCUUCAUUAUACAUGUUUGUAAACAAAUAUAACAGUUUUAAGGAAAGUAAUAGUUGAAUAACAAGAUUCAGUUGUAAGAGUUGGCGAUGAUGUUAGUAAACAUUGCUCGAUUCUAGUAGGUCCCGCCAGUUUGAAGCGAGAUGUUGUGAGUUGGUGGAUGAGGAGUGGUUUGUUGUGUUUGUGUUGACGCUACGCCGUCGUGAGUUAACUCCGUGUUUGAAUGUUUGCAUAUCAUAGGUUUCAUGUUGGAAAACGUUUUUUCUUUUGUGGUACUUUGUGAUAAAAGAUGACAGAUCUUUUGAUUCAGCCCGUUACUUCGAGAGGGGACACAUUUCCCCGAAGGCUUUUGGAUGGCUGUCGAUCGUCUGUUGUGAAUCGUUAUGGUAGGGCCGGGGAUUCUUUGGGUUCGGAAUUAAAACAUAGCAAGAGUGAUGACUUGGUGCUACAGAGUGCAGGAUUAAUUCCAUCAGAUACUCAACGUACACGAUGCGAUUCAUCCAUUCCGAAAACAGUUUGUGUGGUAUACGAGGACGACGUGGUGUCUUCACAUGUUCUCCCUAAAGCAAAUCAUUUCAGUGAUAAUGAAACUGUUGAGGUUAGGCCAACCAAUUCUGAUAAAGCACCGCGGAAAAUUUCAGGUGACUUUUCUGAUGUGCAACGAAUAUCAAAUCGCCAUGUAGGUUUGUAUGAUCGUGUGGAUCCAGAAGAUAGUAUCCGGGAUAUGAUAACAGAAAAUGAUUUUUACAGAUUUGUAUUAUUCAAGAAGCAUUAUGAAAAGUAUUUACAUCUCUCACAGAAGUAUGAGGAAGCAAGGAACAUUGCAUAUUAUUUGGAGGAGAAGUAUCAUGAAAUAAAGGUAGGAUACUUAUUUUGACCUAAUUUAAAAUUCAUACAUUUAUUGUAAUCUGUACCUUUCGUUGAUGUUUUUGAUCAGCAAUUUAUUUUGAUUUUUGCUGUGACUUGUGAUCCUUUAUAAACAAAGGAAAACCAAAACAAAUGUAAUUGGUCUGUGAGAUUACCAGAUCCAUGCCCACAGAAAAUUAUUUGUUCUCAACUGAUAAAUGGAAUUUAUGUACUGUAAUUUUUAGUAUUAGCUUGUAAUUAUCAGUAUGUGUGUGCCAUUUCCAUGCUAAGUUAGCUUUAAACACUGCAUUACAAAUGAUUAUUGAAUGGUUUGUUACUCAAUACACUUGGAGUUAUAUGUUGAAGCAAAAUUCUGUGGGCAUGCAAACGCCAUGCUCUGUAACCAACUGACCUAUUGUGCAUCCACAUAAUUUAUCCUAAACUAUUGUCAUUAGGGUUGAACAACUGCAUUUGAAGUAAAUGAACCAAAGUCGUGCUAGGUUUACACAGUAACACAGCACAUGCUGCGAACAGGAUCAUUGAGUAAUCCCAACGUGUUUAAUUGUUUUUUCAAGUGACUGGUCUGUUAAUAGUUCUUUGGGAUUUGUGAUUUUAACAUUGAUGUAGAUAUAGGUGGUAGUCCUCUGGGUUGCUGCACCUCAGGGCUGAGGAUGUAGGCAUUGUGUUCCUCUGAAAUGUUGGCUCACAGCCUGAAUGCUAUAUUGCACAACAUUUGAGAUCAGUGCUGUCAGGAAAGUUUUAGUUUUGUUUGUCAUUUGUGUAUCAAGUAUGCAUACCCUACACAUCUAAUUAAUUUUAUCUAAAUAUUUGGUGAAACGUAAGCUCCUCUUUAGGG